UAUUUAUAUAAACUGAAUUGAGGGGCUUGGAAUCCUGGCAACCUUGUCGAUAGCCACCACAAGUCAUUCGGUUCGAAAGCCACGAUCCAAUCCAAUCCAAUCGGAACUUUUCCCUCUUUUUUUUUUAUAGCUGUUUCGCGGAGUUUUUUUUAGGGAGGCCUUGUAGGUACUACAACGGGUUUGCUAUCAAGAGGAGCAGCGACAUGGAAAUGGAAGAUGGCAAAAAGUUUGGGGUGUUCCAUUUUCUUAAGGAUGACUCUGUCGCUGUUGUCCAUGCAAACUGGGUGAAAGGCUCCGUUUGUUUUUGGCCCAAUAAGACAACAAGCAAGAAACUUAAAGCAUUGACCAUGGAAGGCAAGCUACCAGAGCUAGGCUGGACGGAGUUACCGUUCACUUCUCUUGGAUGGUAUGACAGUUACGAGAAGGCAAGACUGAAACUUCCCAUUGCUGAAGAGGCGUCCGACCUACGUAGUGACGUAGAAUUAGGGCGUGGAAAAAGAAAAAAGACUAGGAAGCUAGUGUCUAGCGAUUCUGAAGUUGAAAUCCAAGAAGGCUACAUUCCUCCUAAACCACCCACACCACCCUGCCUUGGAGAAAGAUCUGACCAAGCAAAGAAAAGUGAGUAGUUUGAAGACAUUGCGUUCUAUUUU
Ixodes scapularis (black-legged tick) is the source of this 650-nucleotide messenger RNA. RefSeq lists its product as uncharacterized. Bases 204 to 626 code for a protein of 140 amino acids. The record is from RefSeq and is a predicted model, not a curated record. The transcript is spliced from 3 exons. Lineage: Eukaryota; Metazoa; Arthropoda; Arachnida; Ixodida; Ixodidae.